Messenger RNA from Oncorhynchus mykiss (rainbow trout), 3017 nucleotides. Its product is annotated as heme-binding protein 1. Gene Ontology annotation, molecular function: heme binding. The record is from RefSeq and is a predicted model, not a curated record. Lineage: Eukaryota; Metazoa; Chordata; Actinopteri; Salmoniformes; Salmonidae.
UGACGUCAUCGUUAGUGCUGCUGGCAGAACACUAGUGCGGCAUUGAAUGUAUAUGUCCUGUUUUGAUUGUACAGUAGAUCAGAAGAAGUAGUGCUCAAAUACGAUCCUUUACUUUGUUGACCAGAUCUGCCCGGGCUGUGGACGAAAACAAUGGCACUAAUCUCCCUCGAGGAUCUCGACGGAUUGGAGGAUGAAGAACUGGACAAUGACAUCACUGACAACCCUGAUCCAAUGGAGGACGACGAGCAGCAGAGGCUGUACACCCAUUGGCAGGCGAUCGCCAGCACACACCAGGUGUCCGUCCCCCGAGAAAUGACAGGACCAAUUCAAGAGCUUACUCGACGGAACCAAACCCAAGAAAGAGAGCAGGUCCCCUUUACCUCCGUCUCUCUGCAUGAAAAGCUGGGCGAGGUGCUGUUUGAGGAGCGGGUGUACCCUGCAGGGAAGUGGGCGUGCAUCACUAAAGGGGAGAAGCUGUACGAGCAGAGCAUCUCCAUGGGCUUCAUGAAACUCAUGAAAUUCAUCUGCAAGGAGAACUCUGUUGGACGCUAUUUGGGAAUGACUGUACCCAUUGUGAACAGUAUCCAAAUGCUGGAGGACGGCAAUGGCUUUCAGAAAGACAUCUUGACUGCAUACUACCUGCCUGCUGAGUUCCAGGCCAACCCGCCCCAGCCGACUGACCUAGACAUCACCAUACUCCAUAGGGAGGCUUUACGAGUCAUCACCAGGACUUUCUUUGGCACCACCACGGAGGAGACAAUCAUGCCUCAGAUUAACCUGCUGUGGGAGAUGCUGGGCCCCAGCGAGGAGAUGCAUCGCUACUCCUACAUGGUGGCUGUCUACGACAACCCUGGGGUGUCCUGUCGCAGGAACGAGAUCUGGUUCAUCCGACGAGACCCCUAAAUCUCUUAUAACAUCCACCUGUCCCCUCCUGUAUCACCCUGACACCCCCCUAUCCCCCCCCCCCCUCUGUGCCUCUAGGGUCGUGUUCAUUUGCCGUUUAAUGGAAUAAAAGGGACAAACAGGGAGGGACUACCUGGACUUGGUCCAAUAAGCAACACUCAUUUUCAGUUUCCAGUGCAAAAUGUUUUUAAAAAAUGUUUGUUUUUGUUUUUGCGUGCCCUAAUCAACACAACCCAGAUGAUUCCUGUCAUGGGGAUAGAGUAUGGAUUAAAAUGGGAGGAAUGGCUCUUGGGUUGGUUUUAGAGGUAAACAUGACAAGAUUACUUUAAAGAUGGUAUUAGGUAGACAGUAUGGCAGGAAAAUACUUAUUUAACAUUCACUGAGAUGGUAUGCGUUUCUAUGCUCUAGGGGAGCACAAGAAAAUACUAACUUCAGUGGCAUUUAUACCAUGUACACAACCAAAAAAUACAAGUAUAUUGUAUCUCUGUGAAAAACUGUCUGGGCAUUACAAGAGUUAAAACAUGAUGGAAAUAUAAGAGUUAUCUUUAUUUUUCUUGCUUUUUAUGUUAAAAAAAAUUAUAUAAUCUAAUCAUUGCAAACUGGUGUCACAUAAUGUCACACUCCGUUUUACAUUUGAGUAAUUUAGCAGACACUCUUAUCCAGAGCGAUUUAUAGCAGUGAGUGCACGCUUUUUAAUACUUUUUUUCUUAAUGAUGUUGAUACUAUAAUGUUUUUUUGAAUGUCUUAUAGGUCUGUACCUUACUAGAAAUAUGUUGUAUUUGCAGUUGACUAGAGUAGGCAUCCAGGUUUAACCUAUUGUUAUCCAUAGGUAAUUCUGACACAACUUUGUCAUUCAAAGUUACUUGCUAUGAUAUGUGGGUGUUCUCGUACUCUUAACUGUCAUUAAGUUUUAUCCUUCUAGUGAAUUUUGCCCACACUUUGCUACUUUACCUACAUUUUGAGGCUGGUGUAGGGAUUUUGGGUAUACGUGUCCUAAUAAGUAAAUGACUAUCCCCCUUCCCCCAGCCACAAAAUGAUUGACAGAUUGGUAAUUUGUUACCUUCAGUUGCCACUAGGUGUCAACCAAACAGUAACGUUUGUAUUAUGUUUUUUGUCUGUUUAUUUGCUUAUUGGUGAAUAGCGAAUAUCUCACAAAUGAAUAGAUUGGUUUUGGUGAGGUUAGUUGUAAAUGGAGCUGAGACUGGGACCAGGCUCUUUAGGUUUUGAGGAAGGUUCAAGCUUUUUGAAGAUUCAUAGCUAUAGUUAAUGAUGGUUGGGGAAUGGAAGUUUAAUUUAAGUGACUUAUGAACCUGUCUGUUCAGCAUGGCCAAAUGAUGUGCUCUUACUGUGCUUGCCUCUUUUUUGAAAUAUAUUUCCCAGAAUAAGUGUGUAUUUGUUUGUAUUCUCCAGUAAUUAGUACGGUAUACAUUUGAUAUGUUAAAAUUGUACCCGGCUUCUCUUUUGUGACCUUGUAUUUCUAUGCUGUUUUCAACUGUUUUCAAUGCAUACAUUUCAACAUUUCAGUGUGAAUUGUAGUGGGUUGCUUCAAUUUAAAGCUGCAAUAUAUAACUUUUUGGGCAACCUGGCCAAAUUCAAAUAGAAUUGUGAGGAGUUAUAGAUCAUUCAUUCUCAUUGAAAGCAAGUCUAAGAUGUAGUAGAUCUGUUCUAUGUGUGUUAUUUCUAUGCUUCUGUUCAUAAGUUUUGUUUUUACCUCUUUUACUUUCUGUUUUGUACAAUAACUUCAAACAACUGAAAAUACUAUAUUUUUGGUUAUGAAAAUAUAUUUCACAGCAGUUUAGAUGGUACAAUGAUCCCUCUACACUAUUUUUGCUUGUUUUGUUACAAACCAACAUUUGGAAUUUUAGCAAACAGAGAGAUUUCUUUAUAGUGCAUCUUUAAACUACUUAAAAGAUUGCCAGUGUAGGUUAAUGGAGAUUUGAUAUACAUUUACACUUAAAAACGUACCGUGCCUUCAGAAAGUAUUCACACCCCAUUUACUUUUUCCCCAUUUUGUUGUGUUACAGCCUGCAUUUAAAAUGUAUUCAAUUUAGAUGUUGUGUCACUGAUCUACACACAAUACUGCAUAAUGUCAAAGUGGAUCUUUUAUUUUUUUU